AUGGAUCUGAACGUGUGUUCGCGUCGAGUCCACGACGGGUACGCGACCAUCAGGUCGAGAGGUCGUAACCGGCCUCGGGCGGUCUACAGAUCGGACUCGGAGGAGCUGCUCAAGGAAUCAGGCGGUCCGUACGCGCUUCCACGGCUCUCGAACUUCCCGAUCGCCUCGGGCGAUUUGCAUCAGGUUGCCAGAUGGUCGGACUUCACGAAAGACUGCCUGUUGAUCGAGAACUACGGUACCCUACGGGGCACGAAGAAAACGAAUCCGUUGGACGAACGUAAAACGGUGACGUUGAACACGUUCAGCAAGGUCGAGCAAGGUCCGAGGCACGGGUGCGUCCAGGUGAACGGUCAAGGACAGGUGAACGCGUUAUACGUUGGCAGAGAGACCGAGAGAGGACACGAGUUUUCCUCGCAGAAUGGCGCCGUUGAGGACUGCCUCUACGACACUGUGCCUCUGGACGAUUGCCAGAAGGCUGACUUGCGUUCUUUCAGAUCGCAAAACAUUGUCCUGGAUGGGAAGGAUCGAAUGAAUGGGUCAGCUCAGGUGGCUGAUCCCUUUGGGGCAGUUGGAGUAAUCGAUCCCAGUUCGAGGAAAUCGAAGGAUAUCGAAGAGUUUCUGAAUGAUUCGGAUCAGAAGAUGAACAGUGAUGCUAGAUGCCUUGUUGUUGAUAGAAGGAUCGGUGGAAUGAAAGACAGACAACCGAUCUAUGCUGUUCCGAGUAGCUUGUCGAAGUCCAGGCGAGAUCGUCGAAUCGUGAUCGUUGAUGGUAAUUAUGUACCAAGCGGUGAUUUGUACCGUACCACGGCUAAGUAUAUAGAGGAUAUCAAUAAAAACAUCGCGGAGAUCGACAAGAGUUACGAGGAGCUGAAGUCCUCGAAUUCGAAGAACUCCGCCUAUGGAGUGAUCAAUAAGAUCGCUAAAGGCGAGCUGCUCGAUCGAUCCUGCAAUCUCUACGGCUACGCGAGGAAAAGGGACAUGGCGCCGAUGCCGCCUAUAUCCUCCGAUUUCUGCGAAAACCUCGUCGAGAAAACGGAGAAACAGUUGGACGUCGACGAGAAAAUGGAAAUUGCGAGAAAUUUCACGAUCCCGAGGAACAGGCUCGGAAAGAUUCCACCGAAGUUGCUCCCUAGAUCGUCCUCGAUCGACAGCACUUCUAGACACUCGACAGGCUCCACGACAACGUCAUCGACGAAGUCCACAGAGUCCCUAUACGCGAUCAGCGAAUCAUUAGCUAGCGAAAUCCAGCGAACAGACGAUUCGAAAGUGGGUAGCCUGUUGAGUAACAUUUCCAAAAACUGCCUGAAUCUGGUCAGCACAGAGGGGUCCGACGAGCUAGAGUCGAAAGACGACAUGUCCUCCACGGAUGACGACAGACCAACCCCGAUUCGAUCUGUGGAUCGAUUGCCUGUCACCGGUUCGAUUCGCAAGAAUCGUUCCAGAGUAGACACCAUAGAAAGAUCGUACCCGAAAAAGAGCCAGCUUUCACCUAGUCCUAACUAUGACGGUCUCCAUCAUCAGAACGGUCAGCUCGACCGAAGGAUAUUGGGUAACUUGCAUCUAGAAGCAAGGGAACCUAGUGAUUACCCAAAGAGAAGGUACGAUACACUACCUUCGAGAAGAUCGAGGGUAGUAUCCUCGAGGCCUCUUCACAAGUCCAGCGAAGACGUGCUCGACGGUGAACGACCUGUUCGAUCCUCAUCUCUGAACCGAUCCUGCGCCAGCGAUCUGGACAUCAGCGCUGGAAAUGACGAACCGUCCAGCUCGAACGUCCUCUUCGCUAAGCCACUCUAUCUAAUGGACGCCACGGAUAUUAUUCUGCAUGGACGGUUUGACAGAACAACUGGUCGUGGUUUCCAACGGCAAGAACAUUUCCCAAGGUCCAAUCGGACCAGACACGAUUCCCUGGAGUCGGAACCAGAGGACAAAGGCGGUGGCGACGAUUACUGUCGGCCGAACGGCUUCGCCACUUUGCCCAGACGGGGAAAUCUCGCGAAGGAUCAGGCUAAUGAUCCGCUCAGACGGCUGUCCGGCAACGUACCGAUCUUAGAGCCCCUCUACGAGCAUGCGGUCAGCGAUCCAGUUAAACCGAGGAGCGCCGCGAACGUCAUUCCCUGGUGGGAACUCGCGACUAGGAAGUACAGGCACCGUAGUUGCCCGUCGUUGCAGGCUCAUGUGGUGUCGGCCUUCGAGCAGUCCCUGUCCAACAUGACACAACGGCUGCAACAACUGACUGCAACGGCUGAAAAGAAAGAUUCUGAGCUGCAGGAGCUGAGGGAGACGAUCGAAAGGCUUCGGAAGCAAAGCGCUGAGGCUGGUCUGAACAGUGGACCGACAGCGAACAAUGGUCGCCGCCAUACUCUGGGCGAUUCCGAUUCCGGGACGACCGGAUGCACCGGGAACAGCAGUCAUCAGGGUGCUUCGAUGGCGCGACAGUUGUCAGCGGACAGCGUCACGUCGUUGAACUCGUUGAGCAGCGCUUGCUCGGCCAGCAGCCAUCACAAGAAGAAGGGCUGGCUACGCAGCUCGUUCUCCAAGGCGUUCUCGAGGUCGCGGAAAAACAGACACGGGUCCGUUUCUGACGCGGAGGAUUGCAAGGAGAGCGCCGGUGGCGACCUCAGCGCGCCAAACAGUCCCAGACUGCCAACCGCGGCCAAACACGACACGGCCAAGAGCCAGGGCCCGAGGAGCAACGGACAAAAAUCACCGGAUGUCGAGAACCCGUUGACCGGGAGCAAGAGCAGUUCAGCCUUGUAUAAGAAAGAGGACGAGGAUGUGGUCGAGCUGAAGAAGCAGCUCAGGGAGAAGGACCUGGUGCUGACUGAUAUCAGAUUGGAGGCUCUGUCGUCGGCCCAUCAGUUGGAGUCCUUGAAGGAUACGGUCAUAAAGAUGAGGAACGAGAUGCUGAAUUUGAAGCAGAAUAAUGAACGUCUCCAGAGAUUGGUGACCUCGAAAUCAUUGACAUCGUCGCAGUCGUCGCUGCCCAGCGACCCGGACAGGCGUUUCAGCAUGACGGAAGUGGCCUCGACCGUUGCCGCGUUGGCGAACGGCGACGCCAGUUCGGCGGCAGAUCAACUGGAAAAUUUGAAUGUACCGGAGCAUCCAGUGGUGCCGUCGACCACCUCGACAACCGGUGAACCAACGAUGGAGCAGGACACAGACGGGAAGAGAAUCAACGUGGCUAUCUAUCUCGGCAGCGAGAAGAACUUCAAUUAUAAUCUAGUAACCGGAAGCACAUCAGACGGUAGUAUCGGUGAGCCGCCUCACUGUAUCAUCGCGAGUGUUUGCAUCAGCAACAAGACCACUUGGGACGCUCUGGAUUCGACGGUGAGACGUUGUUUCAAGGAGUACGUUACAAGAGUCGAUCCUGUAACGAAUCUUGGUCUGGGCGUGGAAUGUGUCGCCGCCUAUCACCUUGGCGAAGCUUCACGAUGCACCACGGAUUCGCAGCAUCCAGAACUACUUCCCUGCGGAUAUCUGAUCGGCCACGUGAAAACUAUCUACCUGGUGCUCUCCGGUUACUCGUGGCUUGCCGUAGACACCCUAAUACCACGGUCGAUCGUGCAACGGCUGAUAUCUCUGCUGACUGAGCAUCGCAGAGUCAUUCUUUGCGGACCAAGUGGCACCGGGAAGAGUUAUCUGGCCGGAAAGUUGGCGCACGCCUUGGUAGAUACCGACAACGAUGCAAAAGAUGCGGCAGCGGUCGCCACAUUCAACGUCGACCACAAGUCCAGUAAAGAGCUCAGGCAAUAUCUCGCGCACAUCGCCGAAAGAUGCGACUCGAACGCAGCCGACGAGUUGCCAAGGGUUAUCAUUCUAGAGAACCUGCAACACGCUGCAUCCUUGGGAGAAUUGUUCAGCGGGCUACUCGGUACCAGACACUCGUCAUGCCCGGCUAUCAUAGGGACGAUGAGCCAGGCGACUUGUAGCACGACGAAUCUUCAGUUACAUCACAACUUCAGGUGGGUGCUCUGCGCUAACCACAUGGAACCAGUUAAAGGGUUCUUGGGCCGUUAUCUCAGGCGGAAGUUGCUGGAACACGAGCUACGCGAGUGUGGCGGGGCCAGGAAUGCAGAAAUGGCGGCGGUGGUUGAGUGGUUACCUCGGGUUUGGUUGCAUCUCAACAAGUUCCUAGAAACUCAUAGUAGCUCCGACGUGACCAUAGGGCCACGACUGUUUUUGUCCUGUCCGAUGGAAGUAACUGGUUCCCAGGUAUGGUUCACAGACCUGUGGAACUACUCCGUGAUCCCAUAUUUGAUAGAAGCAGUCAGAGAAGGAUUAACACUCUAUGGCAGACGCGUGAUUGGUAAUGGAAAUGGCGACACCCCAUGGGAAGAUCCAGCCCAAUUUAUCACCUCGAGUUAUCCGUGGAUUUCUACCCACGCGGUACACGGCGGCAGCGACGCUCUCACCUCUGGACACACUUCCGGGGUCGGCGGGUCCAGCGUGAAAAGCCUCGGCAGCACGCACAGUGACACCGAAGGCGAUCCACUGCUGAACAUGCUAAUGAGACUACAGGAAGCAGCUAAUUAUUCGAGUCCUCAUAGCAACGACAGUGACUCGGUCACCUCCCUCGAUUCGUCCCACACUCGACACUCGGAGGAUUUGAGUUCAUCGACAUCGUCGUCCAGAGGUGUGGAAUCGGCGCUUUAACUUGACAAUUACACAGAGAAAAUUUCUAAAAGCGAUCGUGCAUGAGGCCAGUUUGUAUCAUCCCAGUCAAAUGAAAGCAAAAAAAAGAAAAGAAAAAGGACAUACAACCGAAUUAGAUAUGCAUACAAAAGUUUCGUAAAAAAAAAGGAAAACGAAUCAAAAGCGUUUAAUAACGUUAAGAAUUAUAAGUACAGAUUUUCUCCUUCUGACUUUUUACGACGAAAAAGAUAUAUCACAUCGAUAGGCGAAACGACACCAAAGUAUCGAUGAAGACGCUUAAAUAGGUCUUCGGCAAUACGUGAUACGAUUAUUCUACUUUAAAACACGUCGUUCCAUUCGCUCUUAAACGAUAAGGAAACGGUGUGCAUUACAAUGGUAAAUUAGGGAUUAGAAUCUGUCGAGAGAAGUUUUUCAAUGCCUAAAAAUGGCCUAUAUUUAUUCUAGAUUUUUACGUGCGUCAGGCACCUCGGUGUGAUAUGUAAUUAAAAAAAAAAAAAAUUAAAAAAACUAAGUAAGGGACACGCAAGCGACAAUGCCCUGACGUUCUUCGAAUCGAAGGGAUGUAAGAGCGUACGUCAACCGCGCGAUGCAAUAAUUCACUCUGCCGUUACGGAAGUACGAGUCUAUUUUAAACAAGAUAACAUUUCUACGGUCAAAGGUACGAUCCCAAAAUAAGUGUAGUUUCACGCGACUCUUCUCGAGGAAUUUGGAUAGAAUUAUACAGUAUUAUCGUAGGGCGUAAAAACAACAAGAAACUGGCUUCGAACUGAGCCAAGGUUCAUAGGAUCCCCCGGGGAACUGCCAUUCCUCUCGUCCACUACUUUUCAGGUAAUAGCGUAUCAUUAUUCGAUAGACGGAUCUCAUUGGACGAACCGCUCAAAACGGUGUGUGUACUGUCUCGCCUUCAAGAAUGCAAGCGCGCAGUUCGAAGUGAGCAACUGAUGAUGAUGAUGAUGAUGAUGAUGAUAAUGAUGAUGAUGGGUGUGCGUGCAAAGAUAGUCUAUUUAUACAUACUUUGCUACGAAAGCUCUAUUUAAUUAAAGAAAUGUUAAUAUAAUUAUAUGUAUACACACAACCUAACGAUGACGGCGCUAAAUGUAAUGUUUACGGAUAAAGUUUAUAAUUAGCCGGUAAGACAUGUGAGUAAUUUCUGGUCAUGUAACAUUGUAAAUACGAAUGACGAUUGGGAUAUAAGAUGAUGCGCGAUGGUGGGAGUUUUAAUCGAAGGUCCCAACCUGGUAGCCCGCGAAGUGAUCUCUUUUAGACGAGCGGCGUGUAAAGUGUAUAAAAAGAAGAGAUAUGAAAGGCAACGGAAAUAUAAAUCAUCCAUGUGCAAUUCAUUGGGCAGGUAUGUGUGUGUGUCGAACUACCAAAACGAAGGACAGAUUGCAUUACAGACUACACAGACUAUACAUAUUGUACAUGUUUAAGCGAUAGGGGGCUUUUAUGGCCGAUUUACAGAAUUCAAUCGGUGGCACGAUGUCGUCCUGAAUACGAUGUGCAUGUAACGUAACAAUUAUACAGUCGCAUUUACAGGUUUUUUACGUUUGUACCGUAUUUAUACGCUGUACGACACUGCACUCGAUCUUUAUUCAAAUAACGAUAAUUAUUGUGUCAUCAAAUAAAUCACACUAAACUUGAUACGGCUGGUAUCACUCAAUUGUUCUUCUUCAUCCGCUUCUUUUGCCUACUUUAU
Dufourea novaeangliae is the source of this 6349-nucleotide messenger RNA. Its product is annotated as protein sickie-like. The record is from RefSeq and is a predicted model, not a curated record. Gene Ontology annotation, molecular function: ATP hydrolysis activity. Gene Ontology annotation, biological process: neurogenesis; nervous system development. NCBI's taxonomy places the organism in Eukaryota, Metazoa, Arthropoda, Insecta, Hymenoptera, Halictidae.